GGCAUACUGCGUUGAGCUGUUCUUUAAGUCAAGUAAUGGAGGAGCGAUUUUGUCUGCUUUUUCUUUUGCUGGGUAUAAUAACCGAGGCCAGAGGGUUGCUAUACCCCCAGAAUUCACCAACCAGAGAGGCGAAGUUGUUAGAUGGUCCUUGGAACUUCAGGCUUUCUCCAAAAGGUUUGCCAAAUUUAGGGUUCACAGAGAGAUGGUUUGAUUGCAAAGCGCGGACGGGCAAAGGUUUUAAUGAAAAGUCAGAGGUUUUCUUGAUGCCAGUGCCCUCGAGUUUCAAUGAUAUAACAACCAGUGCAGAAUUAAGAGAUUUUGUUGGUGUUUCGUGGUACCAAAGGCAGUUUAUUGUGCCUACGGAAUGGUUAAAAAAUACUGAUCGUGCUUCACCACAAACCAGAAAGGUGGUAGUUAGGUUUGGAGGAGUUCAUUACAACGCAGUUGUUUGGGUGAAUGGCGCCAAAAUGAUUGAGCAUGAAGGUGGCCACCUUCCCUUUGAGGUCGACGUAUCUGAUGUACUGGACGGGAGUAAAAACUGCCUUACAGUUGCAGUGAAUAAUACUCUAUUCAACCAUUCCAUUCCACAGGGUGAAAUCUUCCGACCAAACAAUACUGAUCUGUAUCCAGCUGAUUACGUUGUUAACAAAUACACAUUUGACUUUUUCAAUUAUGCUGGAAUACACCGCCCAGUCCACAUUAUUUCAUUGCCAUUGAUUGGAGUAGAGGAUAUUUCAGUAUCUACCACGAGACUGUCAAGGCGAGGCUCUGACUCUGGUCAAGUAACCCUAAAAUACGAAGUACUGCUAACAGAACCGUCCUGGACUACAGCUUCAAAGUGCAUAGUGACUAUGUUGGACGCGGACGGUAUAGUUAAAACGUCUGCCGAACUUGAUAUUUUUCAGCAAAAACAGUGCAAAGGGACUAUUCAAUUGGCAGAGGCCAAAUUGUGGUGGCCCAGUGGCAGCAGGCCUGACCCUGGGUACAGACACACCUUUCAGGUGCAAAUAUUUGCGGCCCAUGAGCUAUUUGACUAUUACGAGCUCCCUUUUGGAAUAAGGACCGUUACGUGGGACAAUAAUGAAAUAUACAUCAACAGCGAGCCUUUUUAUUUGAAAGGACUAGGUCGCCACGAAGAUUUUGACAUCCGCGGAAAAGGUUUUGACCUUCCCUUAGCAAUUAAAGAUCACAAUUUGAUGAAAUGGUUGGGCUUGAAUGGCUAUCGCACUUCGCAUUACCCUUAUGCAGAGGAAAUUCUAGACUUGUCUGAUCAAUAUGGCUUUGUAGUUAUAUCCGAAAGCCCUGCAGUUAAUUUAGUGAAUUUUGACGACGAGCUUCUGGCCAAACACAAAUUGGUCAUGGCUGAAUUGAUUGCAAGAGAUAAGAAUAGAGCUUGUGUAAUUGCAUGGUCCCUAUCCAAUGAAGCGAGAAGUUUUCAACCGGCUGCUGGGAAAUAUUAUAAGGAGCUAGUAGCUUUUGCUAAGAAUUUGGACACAGAGCGACCAGUAACGAUGGUCACUAAUGUCAAAUUUGGCCAGGAUCAAGGGGCACAAUACAUGGAUAUUUUGGCCCUGAAUCGUUACUUUUCCUGGUACUCAGACACAGGCAGUUUGCAGCUUAUAAAGCAGCAAAUGAUCAAUGAAGUGUCGCAAUGGAGGGAAGAAUAUCACAAGCCCUUACUCAUUUCGGAGUAUGGAGCAGAUUGCGUUGCUGGCUACCAUUCAGACCCACCAGUGAUUUGGACAGAGGAAUACCAAUCAGAGCUUUUGAAGCUGAACUUUGAGGCGUUUGACCAAUUAAGACAAUCAGGGAAUCUGGUGGGUGAAAUGGUGUGGAAUUUUGCCGAUUUCCAAACUGCUCAAGGUUAUAAGAGGGCUAACGGCAACAAAAAAGGUCUUUUCACCAGAGACAGAAAACCAAAAUCGGCUGCUCACGUUUUAAGAGAGCGAUAUAAUUCACUUUUAUAAUGUUUCCUCUAGAGUUAGCAUUGGAAAUGUUAAAAGUUUGAAACAUUCUUUAAAAAAAAUUUAUUUCAUAAUAAAAAAGGUCGAAUCUUUGUGAA
Messenger RNA from Neocloeon triangulifer, 2062 nucleotides. Its product is annotated as beta-glucuronidase-like. Gene Ontology annotation, molecular function: beta-glucuronidase activity; carbohydrate binding. Bases 36 to 1967 code for a protein of 643 amino acids. The record is from RefSeq and is a predicted model, not a curated record. NCBI's taxonomy places the organism in Eukaryota, Metazoa, Arthropoda, Insecta, Ephemeroptera, Baetidae. Gene Ontology annotation, biological process: carbohydrate metabolic process; glucuronoside catabolic process. The transcript has 11 exons.